This is a messenger RNA of Talaromyces proteolyticus, 1610 nucleotides long. Its product is annotated as putative MFS multidrug transporter. The record is from RefSeq and is a predicted model, not a curated record. Bases 1 to 1548 code for a protein of 515 amino acids. Gene Ontology annotation, molecular function: transmembrane transporter activity. Gene Ontology annotation, biological process: transmembrane transport. NCBI's taxonomy places the organism in Eukaryota, Fungi, Ascomycota, Eurotiomycetes, Eurotiales, Trichocomaceae. The transcript has 6 exons.
AUGGAAAAAGAUAUUCGAGACCAUAGCAAUGAGAGAAACGAGUCCAGGGAAGAAAAGGAAGUGCGAGAAGAAACUAAAGACCUUGAACGUGGUUCGACGCCUUCCGAAAAAGCCGCCCAGCUAGACGAAGAUACCCCCGAGACUCGAGACCCCAAUCUGGUGGACUGGAAUGGCCCUGAUGAUCCCCAGAACCCAAUGAAUUGGCCCCUCAGCAGGAAGCUGGUCAUCACAGUUACCAUUUCGGUCAUAACGUUACUGACACCACUGGGUUCGUCCAUGUUUGCCCCUGGAGUGCCAGAUGUUAUGCAGGAUUUCAAAUCCGACAACAUAUACCUCGCCUCAUUCGUUGUAUCUGUCUACCUCCUUGGCUACUGCUUUGGUCCAUUGUUGAUCGCUCCGCUGUCGGAGAUGUACGGCCGCACACCACUCUACAACGCUUGUAAUAUUCUCUAUACUAUCUUCAGCGUUGCUUGUGCCGUUGCGCCUAAUAUGGGAGGCUUGAUCAUUUUUCGCUUUUUUGCGGGACUGGCGGGUAGUUGUCCCUUGACCUUGGGUGCUGGUUCGCUGGCAGAUAUGAUCCCAAAAGAGAGGCGAGGCGCUGCGAUGGCCGCAUGGGCUUUAGGACCGUUGUUAGGGCCGGUCAUUGGCCCAGUUGCUGGUGGAUACUUGACUCAGGCCAAAGGAUGGCGAUGGACCUUCUGGGUAUUAGCUAUUGCGGGCGGAGCCGUGAGCGUGAUUUCACUAAUCUUCAUGCGCGAGUCUUAUGCCUACGUUCUUCUUGAUCGUAAGGCUAAACGUCUACGAAAAGAAACAGGGAACGAAAACCUGCGGUCUGUCUUAGACACCGGAAGAUCACCCAAAGAUCUAUUCAUCUUUUCUAUCGUGCGACCUACAAAAAUGCUCUUUCUAUCUCCCAUCGUCUUCCUGUUAUCGCUUUAUGUUGCUAUAAUUUACGGUUAUCUGUACCUGCUCUUCACCACCAUGACCGAUGUUUUCGAAGGCCAAUAUGGCUUUUCACAGGGUUCCGUUGGCCUGGCCUAUUUGGGUAUCGGUUGUGGAUCUAUCAUAGGACUCUUCGUCUGCGGUAUGGUGUCAGACCGCCUGCUCCAAUAUCUGACCAAGAAGAACGGUGGUGUUGCAAAGCCAGAAUAUCGGCUUCCACCCAUGUUCAUCACCGCCUGGACUGUUCCGCUCGCUCUUUUCUGGUAUGGUUGGACGGCAGAAAAACAUGUUCAUUGGAUUUUGCCUAUCCUGGGGACAGCUUGUCUCGGGGUAGGAAUGCUUAUGGCCUUUAUGUGUACCUCCACCUACCUUGUCGACGCCUAUACGAUUUAUGCUGCUUCGGCAGUGGCAGCCAAUACCGUCUUCCGAUCCCUGCUCGGAGCGCUCCUCCCCCUUGCCGGAAACAAAAUGUACGACAGUCUAGGCCUCGGUUGGGGUAACUCUGUACUCGGAUUUAUUGCACUUGCACUCGCUCCGUUGCCUUUCGUAUUUUAUAGUUACGGCGAACGGAUACGGAACAGCAAGUUGUUCCACGUGGAGUUCUAGGAGAAUUUUAGAGUUCAUGCGGGGUUUAGCGGGCAUAAUUGGCAAAAAUAGGGUAUUUAGCA